CCAUCAAAAGCCUUAAUCCUUGACCUGUGUGCUCUACGCACUUUUGCGUAUUCUAGUUUCUCUCUCUAGAAACUCCCAAAAUCUCCGUUGACUGAAGUAAUAAAACCUCCCAUCCACCCGUAUAAAUAAAACGGGUAGUGAGCUUUUCCGGCGUACGUAUUAGUUGAUUUUCUCAAAAGUGUCUUUGAGUCUGCCUUUGGUGGUAUCGAAAGUCUUCAAUGGGAAAUUAGGGUUGUAAAGGUCAGAUUUGCUGAUUUGGAGUUAUUUUUUUCUUAAUUUUGUAGUCGGUGUUGAAAAGUUUGGUGCAUCUGGAACCUAGGGUUACAGCUCAAGCAAUAUUUUAGUCUGUGUUUACUUGGAGAUUGAAUGGAAUGGAUGAUUGGGAUGAGUAGUUUGAAGGUUUUCUUUGAUUUUUCAAAAUGUUGUGGUAGUUUAGUCGAAUUUCGUUGAAGUAAUGAUAUUUAUAACAGAGAAAAUUGUGCAAAAGUCAUGGUUUUUGUUGAAUCUUUUUGAUGUUCUGUAUAUUUGAUUGCGCAGAGUUAGUUAUUUUUGAAGUUUAAGAAUAUGAAGAGAUUGAGGUCAAGUGAUGAUCUUGACCCAUAUGGGGAUAAGGGUGUUAUUAAAGAUUGGGGAAGAAGGGAGGAGGAUCUGGGUUUCAACCGAUCUUCUUCUUCUCAUAGGAGCUCUUAUUACAAGUCUUCUGAGAGUGGGAGAAAGGGUUUGUCUUCAUCAUCAUCUAGGUAUGAUCGGUUAGAAGAUGAUUGGGACAGUUCAAGAUCGGUCAGAAAAUGGUCAAAUUAUGACAUGGACGGUUAUGAUAGAAGGAAGAGCUAUGAUCGGCAUAGAGAGGGGAAUGAGAGAGGGAUUUUGAGUUCUUCGCCUCGGGUUGGGUACGGCAUGGAUCGGAUUCAUCGAUCUGAAAGCUUUUCAGGACCUAGGAGGGAGUUUCCAAAAGGGUUUAGGUCAGAGAGUAAAAGGUCAAGGAGGGAGGGGAGUGUUUCAUCAUGGCGAAGGUUUAGUGUGGAGAAAGAUGGAGAUGAAGGAAACAGAAGUAGUGGUAGUGAGUUAGCCAGAGGAAAUAGAGUGGAGUUAGAGGAUGUUGGUAAGGUGAAAUCCCCCAAGGGACCGAGAGAUGCAAAGUCUCCUGCUUGUUCGAAGGAUUCUGUCAGCGAUCAGUCAAAGAGUUUUGAAGUAAAAAGAAGUGAAUAUAUGCCAGUGGAUAGUGGCGCCCCUAGCAGUGAAAGGGAAGAGGGGGAGCUGGAACUGGACGCUGAACCCGUGCAUUUUCCUAUGCAAGCUGCUGGUAAAUUGAAAUCCUCUCAGAUGGAGCUCCAUCAUGAACAUUACAAUCAGAACAAAGUUUUGCAGCAAAAAGAAAAUUCCUCACCUUUAGAAAUGGGAGGUACGAGUAAAGUGGGUAGUCAUGAGGAGCCAACAGAAGUUGGAACAUUGGAAGAUGUUCAAGACAUAACAAAUAAAGUUAACGAAUUGCCAGAUGAUAAGAAUAGUUCACUUCUGGGGAUAAGCAGAAGUGCAGAUGAAAAUGAGGCUACAAGAGAUAAUUGUAGAGGUGAUGAUGAAGAGGAGGCUAGAAUAGAAAGCCAUGGCAAGGAGGAUGCAGACGCUACAAUUGCUGAAAAGCCAAAAAUUGUACAAAAGGAACAAGGGGAAGAUAAAGGUACUGAUCAUGAAGAUAAGGCAGCUGGUGCUGAUAUGUCAAAUGUAAACAAGGGGUUUGCUGAAGAAAUUGAAGUGCCCUUGAAAGAGAAAACAACCCAACAUUUGAAGGAUAAGGGCAAAAAUAUUGCUGUCUCGCCCUCAAACAGCACUCACAUAUUGGAAAACUUUUUGGAGAUUGAAAACAAAUCAAAGGGCCUCAUAACAUUCGAAAACAGUGGUUUUGAAGGACCGAGUACCAGAGGAUUUGAAUUUUUCUCCAAUGAUCCAGUUAAGAAGCAAGAGAAAGUCGAGCAGUCACCUCAGAACACGCAUAAAGAUGAAAAACUUGCUCUUGACCUUUCUCUCAGCUUGCCAAAUGUUUUAUUGCCUAUCAGUGCUCGAAAUAGAGGCCAGGACGCUGGUUCUCCUAGUCAUGCAAGGAGUGCUCAAUCCUUUCCUAGCACAUUUCACACAAAUUCUGAUGGAUAUACUGCAUCAGUGUCUUUUUCUGGUUCUCAGCAGUUCACUCACAACCCUAGCUGUUCACUGACUUACGAUGCAUAUGAUUAUGAGAAAUCUGUUGGUAGUCGGCCCAUAUUUCAGGGAGUGGAUUGGAACGCUCCGUCUUCAGAUGACCAUAAGAACAAAGAAAUUCCAAUAUAUCAAGGCACUUCUAUUGGAAAUAGCCUGCAUCAUCAGUUCCAAGCAUCUCAAGGAAAUUCAAGUGGACAACCUGUGUUACAACAUCUAAGAGUUGUAGAGGGAAGUUCAAAACCAAUUGGACUAGAUAGGCAAUUAAGUGUUAAUAAACAUUUAUGUGGAGCACAAUCUCAGCAACUAAAUGACAUUAGAUCUCCUUCGCAGAGUAUUGGAUCUCAUGGAAAUGGACCUGGAUAUAGCAAAGACAGGAGACCAGUGAUGGAAGAUAGAGAUAAUGCUAGUUUACAUAGGACCAGUAAUCCAGAGGGAAAAAAGCAGGCACUGGUGGUUGGAGCUGACUUUGCUGAGUCUAUAGUUACUAUGAUAGUUGCUGAGCCACUCCAUGUGAUGGCCCAGAAAUUUAAUGAAAUGACUGAACAACACGUGACAUGUGUGAAGGAGUUUAUUCGUGAAAUCAUUUUAAAUCCAGGUAAGCACUGGCAGUUGCGUGCUUUGCAGAAAGCAUUGAGAAACAGACAAGAUAUUACCCUGGACAUGCUAGUGAAGUCGUCAGUUAGUCAAUUGGAAAUCUUGGUGGCUCUAAAAACCGGUCUCCAGGAAUUUCUUCAGCAAAAUUACAACGUACAAUCUUCUGAUUUGGCUGAGAUAUUUCUAAAUUUAAGAUGUAGGAAUCUUACUUGCCGGAGUCUUGUGCCUGUGGAUGAAUGUGAUUGCAAAAUAUGCACACAGAAGAAUGGUUUUUGCAGGGAGUGCAUGUGCCUCGUGUGUUCGAAGUUUGACAUGGCAUCGAACACGUGCAGUUGGGUUGGAUGUGAUGUAUGUUUACAUUGGUGUCAUGCUGAUUGUGGAUUACGGGAAUCCUAUAUUAGAAAUGGGCAUAGUGCAGCUGGUGCUCAAGGCACUACAGAAAUGCAAUUUCACUGUGUUGCCUGUGAUCAUCCUUCUGAGAUGUUUGGCUUUGUGAAGGAAGUUUUCCAGAACUAUGUCAAAGAAUGGACAGCAGAAACACUUUCCAGAGAACUUGAAUAUGUAAGAAGAAUAUUCUCUGCCAGUGAGGAUUCGAGAGGGAAGCAACUACAUGAGAUUGCCAGUCAGAUGCUAUCUAAAUUGGCAAAUAGAGCCUACAUUCAAGAGGUGCAGAACCAUAUUCUGGGUUUCCUUAAUGAAUCUGAUUUGUUCAAGCCUGGCUUCAUUUCCACCGAAUCUAGGAAAGAUUUGUCGACAAAAAAUAAGGGUGGCAGUAAUGGUAAUGCUGGGUCCAGCCAAGGACCUAUGUGGCUAAAAUCUGUUUCUUCAGAAAAGGCUCCUCGAUUGGAAAAAUCUGUUAGUUUACUUUCCAGUUUUGAUGGCAAUAGGGGUGAUAAAUACAAAAUGAAAAUGGAUCUACAAACUGAGAAGGAACCCGUAUAUGAUGAAUUGGAGAGCAUUGUGAGAAUUAAGCAGGCAGAAGCUAAGAUGUUUCAAGCACGUGCUGAUGAUGCAAGAAGAGAAGCUGAAGCUCUAAAGUGCAUUGCAGUAACGAAAAAUGGAAUGAUUGAAGAAGAAUAUACGACCCGAAUUGCAAAACUGCGAUUGGCUGAGGCGGAUGAGAUGUGUAAACAAAAAGUGGAUGAGCUCCAGGGCCUUGAAAGAGCAUAUCAGGAAUACUUCAAUAUGAAAAUGAGGAUGGAAACGGAUAUCAAAGACCUUUUGCUGAAAAUGGAAGCUACACGAAGGAAUCUCAAGAUGUGAUCCAUAAACGGAGUAUUUUCCUAGUUAAAAUUUCACCGGGCUUUUUUGUCCCUUGCUGUAUUUUUAGUGCUGCACUUAUUGUUAGUUGAUUUGUGGGUGACUUCCAGUUUCAUGCUCCAAGUGCUAACCAGAUUAUGUACAGAGUUGCCAAACUCUAUAUGUUUUUCAAAGAGCACUUAGAUAUGGACUGGGGUGGGAUGAAGAAAUUGAAGACCCAAGUUUUUUAUCACCUGACUGUUGCCGUCAUAGCUAUUUAAAUCUUCUUUCCAUGUUCCUUCGUGUUUUUCGGGAUAGCUUUACAGGAUCUUCUCAUGCAGGGAAACAAGGUCAAAAUGAUCCAUCUCAUUAAACGUAUAUGAUGUUAUGAACUUGAAAUAAGCCCCUAGUACAAGGGAGAUUGUUAGGGCAGUGUAUAGGGGCUGAGACUGCAGCUCCAGAUUGGAUGUUUUAAGUUUGUUUUUGGGGCAAACUUCGAAGAAAUGUUGCCAUCUGGCAACAUGUAACUUUGUUUGGCAAAUCUGUUUGUACACAUAGCAUAGUUGUAAGGCAAAUCUGUUUGUACACACAGCAUAGUUGUAUGAACUUACGCCACUUUCCUUUAUCAGAACUCUGAAAACAAGUUGUAGCGUUCUUUUAUCAGAAGUGAAGAAAGACCUAUCUAAAAUUUCUGUAAAAAAAUUGGUUCUGAUAUAUUAUGAUCUAGAAAUGUUCGUGUCCUAA
Messenger RNA from Olea europaea var. sylvestris, 4770 nucleotides. Its product is annotated as protein OBERON 4-like. The record is from RefSeq and is a predicted model, not a curated record. Gene Ontology annotation, cellular component: nucleus. Lineage: Eukaryota; Viridiplantae; Streptophyta; Magnoliopsida; Lamiales; Oleaceae. Bases 565 to 4050 code for a protein of 1161 amino acids. The transcript has 2 exons.